Xylaria bambusicola is the source of this 1247-nucleotide messenger RNA. RefSeq lists its product as uncharacterized. The coding region runs from base 338 to 1045 and encodes 235 amino acids. NCBI's taxonomy places the organism in Eukaryota, Fungi, Ascomycota, Sordariomycetes, Xylariales, Xylariaceae. The transcript is spliced from 3 exons. The record is from RefSeq and is a predicted model, not a curated record.
UCUCCAGCUUCUCCUUCUUCGUCUUCCUCCUCUUGCGUUUUCCUUCGUGCUACGCUAUGUAGACAUGUGUCCGGGAUCAGGGCCGUUUCAAGAGUAUAACCCGAAUUGCAUAGCUUCACCUCAAACAGCAUACCUAGCACGCCGAAGCGCACGGUCUUUGCUACGGAAGCGCGAGGUGAUCAGAAUCUCCUACAUAGAUAUCUAAACAACGAAUUUUUUUUUCCCCCGGGCUACGGCGGAUGUGACGUACAAAAUCUAGGUAUACAUCCAAUGCUGCUUCUCGAAACAUCAGUGAGCCGCAAGUUACCAAUCACAGCCGUCGCCGGCAUAAUCAUCCAUGCAGAUUCGCCGAAGAUGGAGACUCUCACACAGCAGACAGCGAUACGCUCCUCUGUGCCUGCAUCCAUUCCCUCGGCGAUUUCCCAAGUCGCAACUGCAACACAGAAGGGGAAGAGAGAGAUACCGCGAAGACGAAAAUAAAACAAACGGUCGAGAGGACAGUGAGGCGGCAGAAACGCGGGGGGAGGGACUGACUUACGCGAACGUCCACUAUGCCAUAUACUCUAGUAGACCCCGAGCAAGCUCUUGGUUGGUAAUGAGCCUGCUUGUUGUUGCUGCACGGUCAGUUGUUCCGUCUUCACCUGACACAUCCGGCGGAAAGGUGCCGAGGGUGUGCGUUUGCGCAUUCGACAGUCUUUGCCGCGCUGCUUUACCUCACAUCACACACAAGCACACGAACAAACGCACACAUAAGCAAGCACACACACACAUACUACUCCGUACACACAUACCUAUCAUUCCGUCGUCUCACUCGCUUGAGACUGCCUCGGUGAGGUUAAGUAGGUACGGGAUAUGGUAUAGUAGACUGCAUGGGGCAUGUUUUAGUCAUUUGCUCAUGCGAUUGGUCCCUUCGGUCAGAUACGGCGGGAUGCACCAAUCCCGGCAACUCUCCAACUCUUACCCGAAUAUCUCUGAGACUUUUUUUAUUGUCCUUCUUCCCUUCUCCCCCCUGCGUUUCUCUACUACUAUCUGUACAAUAGCGUAGUGUAAUUGAUAAUCACGCGCUAUGGUUCCUCUUCCAUCUAUCUACCCCCUCACUCUGUAUUUAGUCUAAGCUCCAAGCCAGGCGGGGACGCGGGCUUGGGUUGGAUUUGCCGAAAUGAGACAGCCCAUGAGAGAGCGCAACGUAGCGUGCAGCUGAGAGACGAGCCCAUACAAAUCGGUCACCAGUGGUCAGUUUUGCUUCU